Molecule: messenger RNA, 2916 nt
Organism: Temnothorax curvispinosus
Lineage: Eukaryota; Metazoa; Arthropoda; Insecta; Hymenoptera; Formicidae
Exons: 3
Coding region: 1-2916 (971 amino acids)
Biological process (GO): DNA integration
Molecular function (GO): nucleic acid binding
Source: RefSeq, a predicted model, not a curated record
AUGGCCAAAAUCGGACAGUCCAGGGACAUCGCGAUGAAGCGACUGCUAGCCAUGGAGAGGCGUUUCAAGCGUGAUCCCAACCUACAGGAGCACUACGUGCGCUUUAUGCAGGAGUACAUCGCACUCGGCCACAUGAAAUUGGUAGACGAGCAACCUGAUGAUGACCCGCCGGCCGUCUACCUGCCUCACCACAGUGUAGUUAAAAUGGCUGGGCAGUCACUCAAAAUACGUGUGGUAUUCGAUGCAUCCUGCAAAACUACUACUGGAGUGUCUCUAAACGACGCGCUCAGAGUGGGACCAGUCGUCCAGCCAGAGUUGAUUUCCCUCCUGAUUCGCUUCCGCUUCUUUCUAUACGUUUUCGUGGCCGAUAUAAUUAAGAUGUAUCGGCAGAUUCUGGUCGACCCAUCGCAGACACAUCUUCAACGAAUAUUGUGGCGGAGCAAGCCCAAUCACGACGUCAAGGCAUACGAAUCCCUGGUGGUCACCUACGGCACCGCAGCUGCCGCAUAUCUAGCCACGGAAUGCCUGAACGAUCUAGCCGAGAAAAACGCAUUGAGAUUCCCGGUGGGAUCGAUCCACCUCAAGGAAGGUUGUUACGUGGACGACGUCGCGACCGGGGCCAACACAAAGAAGGAUCUAGAAAUAGUUCGCCAUCAAGUGGUGGAAAUACUACGAUUAGGAGCGUUCGAAUUAAGCAACUGGGCAUCCAAUUGCCCGGAAUUAUUAAAGGACGUCCAGGAUCAGAACCACGAGCCAGAGAGCCACAGUACUGUCUCCAAACGCACAAUAUUAUCCGGCGUUGCCAGGUUAUUCGACCCCCUCGGUCUUCUCGGACCUGUCAUCGUGGUCGCGAAACUCAUCCUGCAAGACCUGUGGAAGUCAGGUAGCCAUUGGGACGAGUCAGUGCCACAAGACAUCCACGCGCGUUGGUCAAGGCUGAAGGAACAAUUGUCGGUCUUGAAACAAGUACGAGUUCCGCGGUGCGUCAAGCUUGCCACGGAUCCCCAGCUAAUACAAAUACAUGGAUUCUGCGAUGCCAGCCAAAAAGCAUACGGAGCCUGUAUAUACCUUCGGACAAAACUCGGCACCAGCUACCGCACCGAGUUGCUUUGCUCGAAAUCCCGCGUGGCCCCGCUCAAGGUCAUAUCGCUGGCAAGGCUGGAGCUACAAGCGGCAUUGUUAUUGGCCGAAUUGAUGGACAAGAUAGAAGAUUGGAGGCACGUUCCGUCCACAGACAAUCCCACCGACAUACUAUCACGCGGACUACAUCCGCACGAACUCGUGGAAGCAAGUUUAUGGUGGCAUGGACCUACCUUUCUGCAAUACGAAGAAGACCGCUGGCCAAGUAAGGACAUCACUCGCCUAGGAGAUGAUUUUCCCGAAACACGAGAAGUAGCGGCAGCCGUCGUCAUCAUCAGUCCUUCGAUCGUCGACGGAUUAAUCAAAAAGCAUUCAAACUUGGGCAAGAUAUGCCGCAUCAUAGCGUAUUGUCUCAGGUUCAACAAGGCGCAUUGGCCGACUCCGGCCACCGAAUCCGUUUCUCACAACAAGAUGUCGCACGCGUUGGGCGUUGUGUGCAAAGCAGUGCAAAGAAGCUCAUUUCCCGACAAGUACAGAGCGCUGACCAAAGGGGACUCGGUUAGCGCGUCCAGCAAGAUACUUUCCCUGUCUCCCUUCAUAGACGAAACCGGGCUAAUCCGGGUGGGGGGUAGAUUAAAGAAUUCUGAGUUAAAAUUCGACGCGUGCCACCCCAUAUUACUACCUCGCGAUCAUGAGCUCACAAAACGUACGAUAAGACGAGAACACGUGCGUAACAUGCAUGCUGGCACUCAGGCAACUAUGGCCGCAGUCAGGCAGAGAUUCUGGCCUUUGUCGCUGCGCUCAACCGCGCGAAAAAUUAUCCGAAACUGCGUAACAUGCUUCAGAGCUAAACCGAGCCAAUCAGAAGCUAUAAUGGGCUCGUUGCCUUCUACUCGCGUUACCGUUUCAAGGCCAUUCUCGCAUUGUGGUGUCGAUUAUGCCGGACCCGUCAUGGUAAAGGAGGGCAAGCGACGUAAUGCCCGCUUUCACAAGGCGUACAUCGCUAUCUUUGUGUGUUUCUCCACGAAAGCCGUACAUAUCGAAUUAGUAAGUGAUCUCACAUCGGAAAGCUUCUUUAGCGCACUCCGGCGUUUCAUGUCCCGAAGAGGCAAACCCGCUUGCAUAUAUUCCGACAAUGGGACCACGUUUGUAGGGGCGCAUAAGCAGAUCAAAGAGUUCUACGACUUAAUUAACGAUAAUCAGGUUCGAGACGAUAUAAACCAGUUUGUUCGCGAGCAGGAAACUUCUUGGUCCUUUAUCCCGCCUAACGCGCCGCACUUCGGCGGUCUAUGGGAAGCCGCAGUAAAGUCGGCCAAGUAUCACAUGACUCGAAUUAUAGGCCAAGCGCAUUUAACAUUCGAAGAAAUGCAGACGGUACUCUGCGAAGUGGAAGCAAUCCUGAACUCGCGACCACUCACGCAACUGAGCGCCGAUCCAAAUGAUCUCGCGUAUCUCAGUCCCGGUCAUUUUCUUGUCGGUACAGCCUUGAAUAGUUUCCCUUGUCACGACUUACAAGACAUUAACGAAAAUCGGCUUACGCGCUGGCAAAGAGUAGAGCAAAUAAGACAACAUUUUUCGCAUAGAUGGAGCACUGAGUACCUUAAUUCUUUGCAAGAACGAACCAAAUGGAAGGCCAACAAGGGCGUACAGUUAAAACCCGAGCAAUUAGUGCUCAUAAAACAGCAAGGCCUAGCUCCUUUGCAGUGGCUGUUGGGGCGAGUUCAGAAUGUUCACACCGGAGCCGACGGCGUCACGAGGGUUGCCACCGUCCGAACAGCGAAAGGUGACUUCACAAGACCUCUUUCUAAGCUCGCGGUGUUACCCAUAGACACUUAA